This is a messenger RNA of Peronospora belbahrii, 1875 nucleotides long. The record is from the annotation of a GenBank genome assembly. NCBI's taxonomy places the organism in Eukaryota, Oomycota, Peronosporomycetes, Peronosporales, Peronosporaceae.
AUGAGUAAUAAUAAUCAUACUCGUAACAAUAGAAAUGGAGGAUCGAGCUGCCGUGGUCCACGUCGAGAGCAGAAGAAGAAUAUGGACUAUGAGGCACGUGUUACCCGCAAAGGCAUAUCUGCAAAUCAUCUGCUCAAUUUUUCGAUGCCUGAACGUGACAACUCGGUGCAUCAUCACCAAAAGAAAAAGAAAAGUUUGGCGCCUCGUACUCAGGCGGAAUAUCUUCAUGCGAACUACCGCUUUGUGAUUGCACCAUUUGAUCCGGAUGCCGACGUGCCGACAUGGGAUUUUGAAGCUCUAACGGAAUGGUCUUGCGUGGAGCAGGUACUGCUGUGGUAUGACGUUGAAAGCCCGCAUACCUGUCCAAUUUGCAUGGACACUUUUCGCGCGCCCAAAAUUACCAAAUGUGGUCAUAUUUUCUGCUGGCCGUGUAUACUUCGCUACCUGUCGAUGACAGAAAAGUAUUGGCGACGCUGCCCGAUGUGCUUUGAAUCUGUGCAAAAAGGGCAUCUACGCAGUGUACAGCUUACUCAAGUGCAAAUUCCUCCUCGUGUGGGUUCCAACGCAACUUUUCAAUUUCUGGAGCGCCCGAAGUCCAGCAUGUUUCCUCAGCGUCGUGUCCUCUCUCCUGUUAACGUUGAAGCUGAAGACAUUAAACCAGAUUCUUCAUCGCGUUCAGAGGUUGCUGCUUUGGCCGAACGUAAGCGCUCUCGAAUGUUGCCAAGCGUGCAUGAUGUCGACGCGAUGUAUUCUAGGAUCUUGGAAGCUACGCCUGAGUAUUUGCAGAAUAUGUUGCACUCGGAAAUGGACGAUCUGCAGUCCAUGGACGCCGAAUUUCGUAGCAGCGGCGACGUGGACAACCUUCCUUUUGUAGAAGAGGCCAUGCGGAACACUUCAGGGCGUCUUACCAUGAGUAACGAUUUUGGCCGUGGAACAUAUGGUUCCUCUCCUGCCCACAGCACCGCCACCACCACUAAUGUAGCGAAGCGGAAGUCUCAUGCGAACGAUAGUGGUGAUGCAUAUUCAUUCUAUCAGAUUGCCAAUGGGACCUAUGUAAUUCUCCACCCGUUGAACAUGAAGUGUCUGCUAAAGGAGUUUUCGGAUGAGCGUCAGCAUGAGCUGAAUAGUGAACAUGCGGAGGACGCACAAGAACUAGAAAUUACAUGGACUCAAGUGGCAGCUCGUUUGGAGCCGGUGUCCGUUAAUCGCUAUUACUUGCUACCAGAAAAAGUUCACGGACGUAUUUUGGAUAUUGAGCAUGUGGUCAUGGAUGAAGAAGCGCAGAAGCGGUAUCGUUUCUUGAACCACUUACCACGAUUUUGCGAUUUCUACGUUUGUGAGCUUGAUUUGACACCUCAGCUUUCGCCUUCAACGCUCAAUGUAUUCCGCCAUGAACUCAAGAAGCGUGCUAAGCUGCGGAAGCACAAGGUCAAGCUACAAAACGCGCCGACUCUUUCAUCUCCAAUAUAUAGAAGCACCACGUCAACUUUCUCUCUUGAACAAGAAGGAACCAUGUGGCCGUCCCCUUAUGAGCAAUCGUUGGCCGAGUCUCUGGAAAAAUUUACUCUCCCUAAAUCAUUGAAGAUUAAACUUGAACGUGAACUUCAAACAGCAGUAUAUGAUGAUGAGCAGUCAUUUGCAUGUGUGACGGAAAACUCUGGGUAUUUUCCAGCACUUGGAAGUGGUACUGUGGAUGAUGCCAGACCUUCUGUUACGGAUUCGACCGAGUUUCGGUUACCAUCUGCAUGGGGAAACGUGUCAAGUACUCAACCAUCAGUGGCGUCGGCAGGGUCAGGCAAAGGUGGGAAGAAGAAAGGAUCGAAUAAGAAAGGAAUCUCGGUCUUUUCGACUACACAGCGCCGUUCAUAUCGUUGA